Messenger RNA from Platichthys flesus (European flounder), 2451 nucleotides. It is a transcript of the gene lrmda, whose product is annotated as leucine rich melanocyte differentiation associated. The record is from RefSeq and is a predicted model, not a curated record. Gene Ontology annotation, biological process: melanocyte differentiation. Gene Ontology annotation, molecular function: protein binding. NCBI's taxonomy places the organism in Eukaryota, Metazoa, Chordata, Actinopteri, Pleuronectiformes, Pleuronectidae. The coding region runs from base 430 to 1131 and encodes 233 amino acids. The transcript has 7 exons.
AUGUCUGAUCCAACACAUCAUCCGUCUCUUGUUAGAAAAGAUAAAUCCAGACUAUAAAGUGAAGGAGAUUACUUGGGGACAAACUGACGCUCAACACAAUGACUCCUCUCACGGGGGGAAGGAGUCCAUGUGUAACAAACUCAGCGAGCGACCGCGUGCUUCCGCACCGCGGCGGGUCAGCUGAUGGAGACGGCACGCGGAAACUGUAAAGCCAAUUGGAGUGGAGCAGCGCUGGAUGUGGAGAGCCACCGGAGCGUUUACUGCACGUUAACGUCCCCGUUUCACGUCCACCACCGCGGGGUUAACGCUUCGACGUGAGCACGGCUCCCACCUCCAGCUCAGACCGCGUCUCUUAACGAGAGAGACAGAGAGAAACAGAGAGAGAGAGAGAGAGAGAGAGAGAGGGGCUGGGAUCCUCAGCAGGAAGUUAUGGCGCUCAGCGAGUCGAUGGUGGCGUUGAAUGGGACUCAGAUUUCCUUCAUCGGACAUGACUGUAAAGACAUUCCAGACUUCCUUGGAGACACGUACGGACACUUUGCCAGACGUCUGGAUCUCAGCUUCAAUCUGCUCAGGUCACUGGCGGGCCUCAAAGUGUUCACUGAGCUGGAAGAGCUGGUCGUCGACAACAAUCUGCUUGGAAAUGACCUGCGGUUGCCCGGGCUGCCCAACCUCCACACCCUGACACUCAAUAAGAACCACCUGACUGAUAUCGAGGCCCUGCUGGAACACUUGGCUGAUGUGACCCCGGCGCUGGAGUACCUAAGCCUGCUGGGGAAUGAGGCCUGCCCCAACCAGCUGGUCAGCCCGGAUAAGGACGAGGACGACUACCAGAGAUACAGGUACUUUGUUCUGUACAAGCUGCCCCAGCUGAAGUUCCUGGACACGAGGAAAGUCACCCAGAAAGAGGUGAUGGAGGCCCAGGCGAGAGGGUCGUUCAUGAAAGUGGUCAAACCGAAGUCAGAAGCUCCGCCUAAUGACUCUAGAUCUGAGAGUCACCCACCGUCCUACACUCCCCUGCCCCGAGGGUCCAGAGACGCCAAGAACCACAAAGGGGUAUUUGCGAAGUGUCGCUACAUCUACUACGGCAAGCACUCAGAAGGCAACAGAUUCAUCCGCAACGACCAACUCUGAUGGAGAGAAUCGGGUCGGACACAGAGAGGGAGACGGACGACGACAGAUGUCAGCAGAAGGAAAGAUGACUUAACAAAUCCUUUAUUUAUUAAAUGCACUGCUAAAGCGUGAGAAACUUAGCAAAAUAUGUUAUGGUGGUUAUGCAAGGUCAACUCUUUUUUUGGGGGGAUCUUAAGAUCUUACCCAAGCACUUCGGCCUCUUCUGAGCUCGGUCGGCUUCCAGCUCAGAGUCGGACAUGACACUCCCACUGACAUGAUUGCCUCUAAGCAUCAGCAACUGCACAACCACAGACACACACAUGCAAAAAGACACACUCUCUCUCUCUCUCUCGCUCUCUCUCUCUCUCUUUCUCUCUCUAUCUCUGUCUCCCUCUCUCUCUGUCCCCCUCUCUCUCUCCCCCUCUCCCUCUCUUACACACAGAUCCGUUCAAUUGCAUCCUUUUCUUUGACAGCCAUGAUGGAUCACCCAUCCACUGGCGCCACUAAUCAAGGGUGAAAGGGGUGACGGUCACACACCUGGGGCCUGACAUAGACUCAUCUCUCUGUCUCUCUCUCUCUCCCUUUCUCUCUCUCUCUCUCUAUUUGUAUCCUUUACUUACAACAAGCACACAGCCACCCACACACACACACACACACACACACACACACACACGCACACACACACACACUUUACUGCUGUUUGAAACAUAAAGACAUCAACAGAACAAGGUUUAGAGGCUUGAUCAGUCUGGUUUGUGUCAGAGUGCAGAGUACUUCUUAUUUUAUUCGAGCACAUUUUAUUGAAUUUAUUUCAGUUUAGAGGAGAAAGAGAAACUUGUUUAAAAAAAAUGAGAUAUACAUUUGAUAUUCAGGCAAGGAUUUUGUUAGUUUUCUGUUAUUAUAAACUGUUUUUCAGGAGGAGAUGUGUAGAUGCAGCUUUUAAAGUCAAAACAUUCCAAUAUUAGCUUUAAUGAACUUUGCAUUCCAGGUGUAUCUUUGUGUUAUUGUGCACUGCGUGUCUUCAGCCAGUUUACUGCUUUCUAUUGUGAUGACUUAUACAUUUUCAGAAAAUUGCAUUUGACACAAUAUCGACCACAAAGUUAGAACCAAAUUUGGUCAAUGUUUACGUUUUAUAGUACUUUUAAGAUGGUUAAACAGUGAUCUGUGUUAAUAAAGAAUUGUAACAACAGCAGAAAGUAAAGCGCUGCCAUUUUUUAAUAUCUGAUCUUAUAGUUCUGCAGGCAACCGUCCAAUCUGAGAAUCGGAGAUGAAUUAAUGAUGUGAUUGAUGUAAUGUAAAACUGUGUAAGUGCGCUUCAAGUAUUAAAAGAGGUUAACUUAU